Messenger RNA from Racocetra persica, 425 nucleotides. The record is from the annotation of a GenBank genome assembly. Lineage: Eukaryota; Fungi; Glomeromycota; Glomeromycetes; Diversisporales; Gigasporaceae.
UAAAACAGUUCUUUCUGCUGUAUUAUUUGAAAUUGAUGAAAGUUUAACCUUUGAAGAUUUACUUUAUCAUGCAGACAGUGACUAUGUUUCUGAGGAAGUUGUUAGAGUUGAUAUUCAAGUUCGAGGCACAAAUGUAUGGCAUAUGGUAGCAACUGGCUUAAAUAGAAGUUUAAGAAUGUGUAUUCGUGAAGAACAAAAUAUAUCACACAUUAAAUUUACAAUUCAAAAUGAACAGUCAAUAUUUACUGAAAGUCAAGUUUCCUCUACAUCUAAUGUUUUUAAUAAGAUGAUGAAUGCAGCAGCUAAAAAAGUUUUGCCUAAUUCAAAGCCAUCAACAAAUCGUAAUGAUCAAUUGUAUAAUGAUGUUUUAGAGCUUUUACGUAGUAAGAAUCUUGGUUGGGAAUAUGGAAUACAAAAUUCAAUCG